This is a messenger RNA of Durio zibethinus, 1340 nucleotides long. RefSeq names its product FH interacting protein 1. Lineage: Eukaryota; Viridiplantae; Streptophyta; Magnoliopsida; Malvales; Malvaceae. The record is from RefSeq and is a predicted model, not a curated record.
ACUAACGGCAGCAAUUCAAACCAUCAAAAAAAGAAAAAAUUCUAGAAAAUUCCUUCACGAUUUUGACCCCUCCCAAGAUAUUAGCUUUUCCUACUCCAUCAAAACAUUUUCCAUUUCUCUUCCCCUUUGUCUGAUCCAAACAUACAUAAAUCAUGAGCCAGCCCCUGCACGAUCCCAACAAAAUCCCCGAAACCAAACAGUCAACAACAUCCUCUGAGUCAACUCCACCGGCAACCCAAUCUUCUGAUUAUGCUCCGUACCCGAAAUUAGACCCCAAGGACGUCAAUCCUCCAUCUGAGAAUUGGAGCAACGUUUCCAUGGGUUCUCAAUCGCAGCCCAAUCCGGGCCCAGCACCGAUGUCUAGCAGCGCUGCUACCACCAUGCCGGCUGAGUCCAAUCCUUACGUUUCUCCCGCUCCAGUUCAAUCAUCUUCCGUCAAGAAUACGAUGGAAUCAGUGAAAGAUGUGUUGGGGAAAUGGGGAAAGAAAGCGGCGGAGGAUACUAAGAAGGCAAAAGAGAUAGCUGGGAACAUGUGGCAACACUUGAAAACUGGGCCGAGUUUUGCUGAUGCUGCUGUAGGAAGAAUUGCACAGGGUACGAAAGUACUUGCAGAAGGUGGUUAUGAGAAGAUCUUUCGAGCAACAUUUGAGACUGUUCCUGAGGAACAGCUUCUGAAGACAUAUGCGUGCUACUUGUCCACCUCGGCUGGUCCUGUUAUGGGAGUUUUAUAUUUGUCAACCCAAAAGCUUGCUUUUUGUAGUGACAAUCCACUGUCUUACCAAGUUGGUGAUCAGACACAAUGGAGCCUUUAUAAGGUGGUUAUUCCGUUACAUCAGCUCAGAGCAGUGAACCCAUCAGCUAGCAAAGCCAACCCAGCUGAGAAAUACAUCCAGAUUAUAUCAGUUGACAACCAUGAAUUUUGGUUCAUGGGCUUUGUACACUAUGACAGUGCUGUUAAAAAUCUUCAACAAGCAUUGCAGCCGCAUAGCUCAUGAUAUAGCUCAUGAUAUGAUCUUAUCAAACUCUCUACCAUGUUCCAAAAAGGUACUUUGAAUCACUAAAUUGAUGUAAAUAAAAUAUCUUGAGCCAGAUUUGUAACAGUUGAAAUAUCAUAGACAUGUUUUGUAUUGCAUUUGUUUGGAGUCACUGUGAUAUUCCUUUGUUUCUUGAACUCAUGAAUUGUUGUUGGACAUGUUUGAGUUGUCAAUAUGGAAUCAGAUUGUUAAAUGGUUUGCACUAGAAGUGUUCAUUUAUACUUUUUUUCUUUUUUUAAGUGAAAAGGGUUGAUUCUGGCAAAGGUUAUUGUGAAUUUGAGAAACAACGAAACUAUUUAUUCUUCU